Molecule: messenger RNA, 1721 nt
Organism: Dermatophagoides pteronyssinus (European house dust mite)
Lineage: Eukaryota; Metazoa; Arthropoda; Arachnida; Sarcoptiformes; Pyroglyphidae
Biological process (GO): intracellular signal transduction; protein phosphorylation
Cellular component (GO): cytoplasm
Molecular function (GO): protein serine/threonine kinase activity; ATP binding
Source: RefSeq, a predicted model, not a curated record
CCAUUGGUCAAUGUUUUCGUUAGCAUUGCUGCCGAUGAGAGAUGAUUAAUAUGAUGAAUAUUAUCACGUAAACGGAUUAUUUCUUGCAAUAAGAUACCAUAAUUUGAAAAGGUAAUAAACAACAAAGGCCACAAAAAAUGGCAAAAAAUCGCAAUAAUGAUGAUGAACAAUCGCGAACAAUAAAACGUAUAUCUAAACCAAAGCAACAACAACAACAACAACCAGUACAAACACAAUCAAAAUCACAAAAUCGUCAAACAAAUCGAUUGAAAAAAAAUCGCGAACAAGAAUUAUCAUCAGAAGAAUCAUCAAUUAAAUAUACACAUCAUCAUAGUCAUGAUAAAAUAUCAAUACCAACAAAUAUUAUAAGUAAAAUUCAUAAAAUUGAAUCAAUGCCCGGUGCUAUUGUUAUAAGAAAUGAAGCUACUAUUAAUACGGCCGGUUAUUUUAUUGAUCGAACAAAUAGUUUGAAUCAAACAGAAUAUUCACAAAUUUUACGAGCGAAAAAAAAAGAUAAACUUCAAUCAUCAUCGGAUUCAGAUCAACCACCAAUUGCAGUAAAAAUUACCAAUCUAACUGAAUGUUCACCAAGAUUUCGUGGAAAUUUACUUCGAUAUUCGGUUCGUAUUAUGCGUUAUGUUUCAACAAUGAGACGUAAUUCAAUGACAGUAAUUUUUCCAAAAAUUUAUGAAGUAUUUCAGAUGGACUCAGUGAAGCUAUAUAUUUUUAUGGAUGAAUAUCAAGUUAGUCCAACAUUGUAUGAUUUAGUUAAAUCACCAACACCAAUAAAACCGGAUGAAAUACGUGAAUAUAUGCGUGCAAUUGUAUCCGGUAUUAGUGUUUUACAAAAAUUAGGUGUUGCACAUCGUUAUCUAAAAUUACAACAUAUUCUAUUCGAUAUGAAUAAUAAGAUUAAACUUUGUGGAUGGAGUAAAGCAGUUUUUUAUUAUCAAAUUGAAACGAAAAAAGUACAUUUACAAAGUGUUGAACGUCGUGUACGAAGAAAUUAUUUUCUACCACCUGAAGCAUUUCAAAAAUCAUAUGAUCCAUCUAAAGCAGAUAUUUGGUCAAUAGGUGUUUUGUUAGUAUCAAUGACAACAAAACGUUAUCCAUUCAAUGUACGUGAUGAUAAAACAAAAUUCUCAAAUCAAUGGCGUGAUUUUGUACGAAAACAUGAAAUGAAUGCACAUGUUCGUAGUUUAUGUAACAAAAUAUUUGUUCUUGAACCAAAAGGUCGUAUUGAUUGUGAUCGAAUACUUACGGAUCGUUAUUUUGAUGUACCGACAGCAAAAUUAGUACCAUUAAGCAUAAAAGCAAGUACAGAAUUAAUUGAACGUGAAUCAUCAAGAGUUGGUGCAUUGUCGGCUAUUGAUUUUGAACCAAACGAAGGACAAAUUACGGGCAAAACAACUGGUGGUGGUGAAUCAAAUGAAAAUCAAGCUCAAGCUAAAGCAGCUAGCAAUUUUAAUGAAAAUGAAGAAAAUCCUGCUGAAGUUGUUGAAAAUGAUGCUGAAUUAGAAGCUAGUGAUACUAAACAACAAAUUCAAGAUGGUGGAAAAGUUGGUGAAGAAGAAAAUCUACCAUCAGAUGAAAAGAAUAACGAAACGAAGAAUAAAAAUGCUGAAACCGAAGAAGAAGGAGAAGGAGAAGAAACGAAAGAAGAUUAAAUUGAAAAUUCCAAAUGAAAAGUGUUAAGAGAGAGAAACCACAAAAACAUUUGG